AUGACCCCGGGAGCACAGCGCACUGGCUGUGCAGCUGCAGGGCUUAGCCUUUCCUCCUGUGUCCUGGGUGCACCCAUUACUCCCCAGUCUGACCCCACAACAGACCCCUAUUCCUGGGAUAUUGUGUUUGGUGUUGCGUAUCAUAUCCAAAUCCAAUAUGAACACUCUUUGUAUAUUUUCUCUUCUAGAAAUAAAAAAAUGGAGAUGCUUCAGACAGGUGAAAAAGCUACCUUCUCCACAGGCAGAAAGGAAGAUGGCUGCACCCCAGGGUCAGGGCCCCUGAGGAUCCUCUUGGCGGGUCUAUCUGGCUGUGGAAAAAGCGCCACAGGGAACAGCAUCCUCCGCCGACAAGCCUUCGAGUCCAGGCUCAGAGGCCAGUCAGUGACCAGGACCAGCCAGGCAGAGACGGGCACAUGGAAGGGAAGGAGACUGCUAGUGGUAGACACGCCCCCCAUCUUUGGGUCAAAGGCCCAGAACCAAGACAUGAACAAGGACAUUGGAGAUUGUUACCUGCUGUGUGCCCCAGGACCCCACGUGCUGCUGCUGGUGACCCAGCUGGGACGCUUCACAGCUCAGGACACCCUAGCCGUGAGGAGGGUGAAGGAGAUCUUCGGGGCAGGAGUCAUGAGGCACAUGAUUGUCCUCUUCACCCACAAGGAAGACCUGGCAAAUGAGACUUUGGAUGAGUUUGUGACCCACACUGACAACCACAGCCUGCGCAGCCUGGUCCACGAGUGUGGGAGGAGGUACUGUGCCUUUAAUAACAGGGCCUCAGGGGAAGAGCAGCAGGGACAGCUGGCAGAGCUCAUGGCCCUGGUGAGGGGGCUGGAGCAGGAGUGUGAGGGCUCUUUCCAUAGCAACGACCUCUUCCUUCAUGCCCAGGAGCUCCUUAAUGGUGGCUACAGUGAGUACCAGGAAGCCUACAGGUGCUACCUGGCCAAGGUGAGGCAGGAGGUGGAGAGGCAGAAGCGGGAGCUGGAGGAGCAGGAGAGCAACUGGGUCCUCAAGCUCCUCCUCCGAGGCAAAGCGUGGAUGGUUUUGCACUCUGGGACUUGCGCUAGUUUUGUAUUGGGCAUAGCAAUCCUCACUGUUAUUUUUAUGUUCAUAUAUUCUAACGUUUGA
Messenger RNA from Microtus oregoni (creeping vole), 1122 nucleotides. RefSeq names its product GTPase IMAP family member 3-like. The record is from RefSeq and is a predicted model, not a curated record. The transcript is spliced from 3 exons. Gene Ontology annotation, molecular function: GTP binding. NCBI's taxonomy places the organism in Eukaryota, Metazoa, Chordata, Mammalia, Rodentia, Cricetidae. Bases 1 to 1122 code for a protein of 373 amino acids.